ACCUUACAACACCACCCAGAGAAGCCAAAACUGCAUAAGACUUGGCAAUUGCUCUCCACAGAUCUCACUCAUUGGAGCCAUGCAGUUUUGUUCUUUUUGUGUCUUUGUGCUGGGGGUGUCGCUGGCGAAAACAUCCGACCCGGAGCCAUGCAACUGCGAAGAGAAGAGGAACACCUGCACCGUCCUUGCUGGAGCGAAUGGAUUGCCUGGUACUCCGGGGACCAAUGGACUGCCAGGCAUCCCUGGGAGACAAGGACUGCCAGGGAAAAAUGGAGAGGAGGGUUCUAAAGGUGAAAAGGGAGACCGAGGAUUGCAAGGGAUACAGGGACCUCCAGGAAAACCCGGUCCUCUUGGGUCCAAAGGAGAUCAAGGUGAAAGAGGACCCAAAGGUGACAGCGGCGGCAGAGAACUUGAACUUCUUAAAACUCAGAUCAGUCAUUUACAAGAGGAGCUGAAGGAGUUGCAGUUGAACUCAAAUAAAACCUCAGCAGGCUUUCUAGGCGAAAUGUUUCCACACAGCACAACAGCAAGAGGAAAGAAAUUUGUCACCAAUGGAGCUGAAGGAAAUUAUCAGGUUUCCAAAAACACGUGUUCCUAUUUUGGUCUGCAAAUGGCUUCGCCAAGAGACGAGGAGGAAAACAAGGCUGUGCAGACGCUCGCUGCCAAGUUUGGAAAAAAGGCAUAUCUUGGAAUGAAUGACCAGGAAACGGAAGGCACCUUUAAGCAUUUAAAUGGCGAUCCGAUGACAUACUCAAAAUGGGCCCCCAACGAACCCAAUGGGGAGCAUGAAGACUGCAUAGAAAUAUACAUGGAUGGCAACUGGAACGAUGCUGAGUGCAGUUACAACCGGUUAAUAAUGUGUGAAUUUUAAUCUGCCCAUGUCUAAAUCCAUGAAGGCUGUAUUCAGAGAUCUAUUACUUACCAGCUUUUUGCCUCAUUUAUCACAUGGGGACGUUCACAUGAAAGCUGCUCUUUUGAGGGGCUGGGGAAUGUCACACAGAUCCAGGUGUAAUUUCGUUGGCCAAUAACAUUUCUAUAACCUUUCAUUAACAUUUCUGCCACAAUCGCAGAACUGUGCUGCACUUUACACAGAAUUUAAAUCCACUCACUUCCGAGAGCAAGGUGCAAAAACCAACCAAAUCACUUGCAAAAAUUAGCCGGCAGUAGAGGAGAAAGAGCUGGUACAUUUAUCCUGAGAUUAUGACAAUCUAUCCAUUAAUAUACUAGUACAAUGUAGAGAUGUUGCAUUUUGAAUAUACUGAGCUGCCACUCCUGUAGAGUUACAAGCUUUGCGUACUUAUAGAAUACGAAAUCAUGUGAUUUUUUAAAAAAAUAAGAUACAGCAUUUACAUGUUUAUUUGUUUAAUUGAAUUUUGAUUUGAUUUAUUUGAUUAUUAGCCCACUCUUCCCAUGAACAAACUCAGGGCAAGGCCCAACAUCCCUGAACCACCCCUGUUGUAGUCUUUUUUUUUUUUUAAAGGAAUGUCUUAAAAAUGGUGUUUGCAAUAUCCCCAAAGGUAGCACUAGAUGGCACUGUCUAAGGAAGUUUAACUGACCCAAGAAGAGCCUAAGAUUCCGCAGCUGCUGCUUUGCUUUAUUAGAAUGUCGAAAGUGUCAAGCAUGCAUAUUUCUUAGCACAAUGGUGGGUUCUUAGACAGAAAGGAGACUGUUAGUAUCCACCACCUGCCUCCCUUUUUCCCAAAUGUUGGGCAAAUAGUAAAUCUGCCUCUCCUCCACAUUCACACAGACAGCUCUUGUCAGGUCUGGAAGAGGUGAGAAACGGAGAUGUUUUUAAUAAUCUACAUUCCUUAGUAGUAAAAUAGAUACGUACUAUGUACUAACCUUUGAACCCAUGACUCAAAAUGCAUCUGUAUGUUAUUCUUUGAACUAAUCCUAUAUAGUAACAGUAUAAUUAUGUAUACAUCAUUACUUCCAAGGACUCUGUCCUUGGUAAAGCUUCAGAGUUUCUACAAUAAAGCAACUUUUGAUUUUACAACAAAA
This is a messenger RNA of Heteronotia binoei (common prickly gecko), 2001 nucleotides long. RefSeq names its product pulmonary surfactant-associated protein D-like. NCBI's taxonomy places the organism in Eukaryota, Metazoa, Chordata, Lepidosauria, Squamata, Gekkonidae. The record is from RefSeq and is a predicted model, not a curated record. The transcript is spliced from 5 exons. Gene Ontology annotation, cellular component: multivesicular body; rough endoplasmic reticulum. Bases 80 to 871 code for a protein of 263 amino acids. Gene Ontology annotation, biological process: surfactant homeostasis; positive regulation of phagocytosis.